GUCCUUGACAGCCUCGCUCAGCCUGGACGCAGCACCAUGCCCGAGAAAGCCGUAGUGACCUUGCGUUAUGGGCCUUACAGCGCCGUGGGCCUGUCCGUGGAGCACCGCACCUACCGACUGGAGGGUCUGCUAGCUGUGUUGGCCAAAGAUGGACACAAGGUCAUCCUGGAGCAAAUAGAAGACUGGAAUUUGGUGGAGCUUGUGGUAAAUGAAGAAACAGUCUUCCAGUGUGAUAUCCAAGACCUGCAGUUUGGGGGUGAUGGCAAACUAGACCCGCUGUGUGAAGAGGCCAGGAUUGCUGUGCUAAAUGCCUUCUGAUCUCAUGGAGCAGACAGAAGAAAGCCAGCUGUGCCCGCCAGUCUACAAUACCAGCACAAGGGGCUUAUUGGGCACAUGGACA
Acomys russatus (golden spiny mouse) is the source of this 400-nucleotide messenger RNA. RefSeq names its product chromosome 3 C10orf53 homolog (gene C3H10orf53). The coding region runs from base 37 to 318 and encodes 93 amino acids. The record is from RefSeq and is a predicted model, not a curated record. The transcript has 3 exons. Lineage: Eukaryota; Metazoa; Chordata; Mammalia; Rodentia; Muridae.